Molecule: messenger RNA, 1782 nt
Organism: Miscanthus lutarioriparius
Lineage: Eukaryota; Viridiplantae; Streptophyta; Magnoliopsida; Poales; Poaceae
Source: the annotation of a GenBank genome assembly
AUGGGAGGGUGCUUCUCCUUGGACGGCGACGUGCGCGGCGGCAUGGAGGCCGUCGGCGGCGGCGGCGGCGUGAGGAGCCAGGGCGGUGCGGCGGCGGCGUCUGCCCAGCAGGGCGGGCCGAACGACGCGGUCGACUAUUUCUUCCAGACGCGCGGCCUCCGCGGCCUCUACACGCCCAUCGAGCUGUCAUUUUCAGCAUUGAAGUUGCGGAAUUUAGAUGCCUUUUCAAAGAGUGAUCCUAUGCUAGUGGUCUACACUAACAUAAAAGGAAAACUAGAGGAGAUUGGCCGUACUGAAGUGAUUUUAAAUUCACUGGAGCCCUCAUGGAUCACAAAGGUUACAAUGUCUUACCAAUUUGAGAUUGUGCAACCACUCAUAUUUAGGAUGUAUGAUAUUGACACAAAGUACCACAACACUCCAGUGAAGAUGUUGAAUUUGUCUCAGCAAGAUUUUCUGGGGGAAGCAUGCUGCAACUUAUCAGAGAUUGUAACAAAAUUUAACCAUAGCCUGACAUUGAAUCUUCGGAGUGAUUGUGGACAUGGACUUCAUGGAACAAUCACAGUACAUGCUGAAGAAAGUGACUCCUCUAGAAUGGCAGUUGAGAUGACUCUGCAUUGCGUGAACUUGGAAAACAAAGAUGUGUUCUCCAAAAGUGAUCCCUUCUUAAGAAUAUCUAAAGUGGUAGAGACUGCUGGUCCCAUUCCUAUCUGCAAAACGGAAGUAGUACCUGACAACUUGAACCCUGUUUGGAGACCAAUCACUUUAACAUCACAGCAGUAUGGAAGCAAGGAUAACCCACUUCUAGUUGAGUGUUUUGAUUUUAAUUCCAGUGGUGACCAUGUACUGAUAGGGGCCUUCCAGACAACUAUUACUCAGCUUGAAAAUCUAUAUACCUCAAAGUCUGGAGCAAAUUUUUACAGCCACAAGGGACAAAGAAAGAUGAAAGGACAAUUGUUUGUGGACAAGUUGCAGGAAACAGUCCAGCAUACUUUCUUAGACUAUAUUUCCAGUGGAUUUGAGCUCAAUUUCAUGGUGGCUGUAGAUUUUACUGCUUCGAAUGGAGACCCACGUGUACCACAGUCCUUGCACUACAUUGACCCCUCUGGCAGACCUAAUUCGUAUCAACAGGCAAUACUUGGGGUUGGCGAAGUUCUGCAAUUUUAUGACACUGAUAGGCGAUUUCCUGCAUGGGGUUUUGGAGCAAGGGCUCAAGGUCAUGUAUCACAUUGUUUUAACUUGAAUACUGCUACAAAUGACUGUGAGGUGGUUGGAGUUGAAGGCAUUAUGUCAGCAUACACCUCUUCUCUUUACAGUGUUUCCCUUGCUGGGCCGACUAUGUUCGGGCCCGUGAUCAACAAAGCUGCAGAAAUUGCAAGCCAGUCCCUUCAAUAUUCAAACAAUAAAUAUUUUGUCCUUCUCAUUAUCACGGAUGGAGUUCUCAGUGACAUCCAAGAAACAAAAGAUUGUAUUGUAAGGGCAUCAGACCUGCCAUUGUCGAUUCUCAUUGUCGGCGUUGGAAACGCUGAUUUCAAACAAAUGGAGAUCUUAGAUGCAGACAACGGUAAGCGACUGGAAAGCUCUACUGGCAGGAUUGCGACACGCGACAUCGUCCAGUUUGUCCCCAUGAGGGAAGUCCAAGGUGGGGAGAUCUCCGUCGUACAAUCUCUUCUGGAGGAACUGCCCGGUCAGUUCCUGCAGUACAUGCGCACUCGGGGGAUCAAGCCACAGCAGCAGCAGGCUCCGGGGCUUGCUUCAGCGCCCGUUUACCCUCCUCAGCAGUGA